Molecule: messenger RNA, 177 nt
Organism: Lobosporangium transversale
Lineage: Eukaryota; Fungi; Mortierellomycota; Mortierellomycetes; Mortierellales; Mortierellaceae
Exons: 1
Source: RefSeq, a predicted model, not a curated record
CUCACAGAUAGCAUGUGUGAGCUGUUGAAUCGAGACUGGGAGUUUCGCCCACAAUUCAAGUUUGCUUGUGCCCAGCUUUUAGCAGGUUCAAUUCUAUUGAAUUGCAACAACAACGAAGCUGUCAUGUUAAAUACAGUCGAAUCAUAUGGAAGAACAAAAGAUGUGGACGCUCAUCGA